Messenger RNA from Limulus polyphemus (Atlantic horseshoe crab), 4995 nucleotides. Its product is annotated as WD repeat-containing protein 26-like. NCBI's taxonomy places the organism in Eukaryota, Metazoa, Arthropoda, Merostomata, Xiphosura, Limulidae. Gene Ontology annotation, biological process: proteasome-mediated ubiquitin-dependent protein catabolic process. The record is from RefSeq and is a predicted model, not a curated record. Gene Ontology annotation, cellular component: GID complex. Gene Ontology annotation, molecular function: protein binding. The coding region runs from base 249 to 2000 and encodes 583 amino acids. The transcript has 14 exons.
CAGAAGGAAACACAGCUGAGAGUGGUGAGAGUAUGAUGUUUGGAGUAUAAGUUUAAGUGUGGUUGAAGUAUCAAACUUCAAAGUUGAAUGAUUGUUUGCUGUUAGUUUUGGUGUGGUUUUAUUACUGAAACGUUUGAAGUGCAUCAGAUAAAGCCAUAUCGCAAGCAAGCCUGGCCUCGAGCGCGGAGUCCGACGACGGUGGUCUAUCUCCCCCACCGCGGAAAAAACAGUGUUUUUCUGCAACUAACAUGCAAGCCACCAAUGCCAAUGGCUGUCCGCGACAUAAUGGAGAUUCAACAUCAACUGACCUACAGAAUGGCGCUUGUCCCUCUUCUGCAAAUGGGCAGAUAAAUGGAGAAACAGAGGAUAUAUCCCCAAAGAUCAAAUCACAAACCGAUAAAGAUAUUAUUCGGCUAAUUGGCCAGCAUCUCAGAAGUCUUGGACUCAACCGUACAACUGAGCAGUUAAUUCAAGAAUCGGGAUGUCGUCUUGAUCAUCCAGCUGCAGAAAAGUUUCAGAUGCAUGUGAUCAAUGGAGAAUGGUUUAAGGCUGAAUUAGAUCUCAAUGAAUUAAAGUCUCUGCUAGAAGUACCUCAAGCUCUUGUGGAGAUGAAAUUUCUUCUUCUUGAACAAAAGUAUUUAGAGCAUCUUGAAAACGGUCAUGUGCUAGAAGCACUACAGUGUUUACGAGGUGAACUCACUCCUCUAAAGCACAACACUACUCGAGUUCAUGAGCUCAGCAGUUACAUGAUGUGCAGUACAGGUGAAGAGUUACGGGGCAUGGCCCAGUGGGAUGGGAAAGGAGCUCUCUCCAGACAGAAACUUAUGGAAAAAUUACAAACUUUUCUUCCACCAUCUGUGAUGCUACCUCCAAGGAGAUUGCAAACACUACUCUCCCAGGCUCUUGAGCUGCAAAGAGAUCACUGUCUCUAUCACAACACAAGAGCAAAUGACAGCUUGGAAAAUGAAUCACUGCUCACUGACCACGUUUGCACUAAAGAGCAGUUUCCGUGUGACACAGUCCAAAUUCUCAAUGAUCAUUGUGAUGAAGUCUGGUUCUGUAGGUUUUCCAACAAUGGCCAGAAACUAGCUACAGGCUCCAAAGAUAGUACUGUUAUCAUAUGGGAUAUUGAUCCUGUUACUUUGGAACUGAGACAUAGAAAAACCUUGGAAGGGCACUCUUAUGGGCUCUCCUACCUUUCCUGGAGUCCUGAUGACAACUAUCUAGUAGCUUGUGGUCGAGAUGAUUGCUCAGACUUGUGGGUGUGGAAUGUUGAGACUGGCAACUUGCGAGUCAAGAUGAACAAUUCUCCAGAGGACUCUCUCACGUCAUGUGCUUGGCAUAAGGAUGGCAAAAAAUUUGUUACUGGUGGAUCAAGGGGCCAGUUUUUUCAAUGUGACUUAGAUGGAACUGUUUUGGACUCUUGGGAAGGUGUCAGAGUCCAAUGCUUAUGGUGCCGUAAUGAUGGAAAGACAGUUCUAGCUGCAGACACACAUUAUAGAAUUAGGGGCUACAACUUUGAAGAACUCACAGAUUUUAAUAUAAUUCAAGAGGACCAUGAAAUAAUGUCUUUCACAUGUGACGAUACAGGAAGACUAGCCUUGCUGAAUAUAGCUACUCAGGGUGUCCACCUCUGGGACCUAGAAGAUAAAGUCCUAAUUAGAAAGUUUCAAGGAAUUACUCAAGGCUACUAUUUAAUCCACUCUUGCUUUGGAGGAACUAAUCAAGUUUUUGUGGCUAGUGGAAGUGAAGACAACAAAGUCUACAUCUGGCACAUCAAGAGAGAGAAGCCAAUCGCUGUACUGACAGGACAUACUCGAACUGUUAACUGUGUCUCCUGGAACCCUGCCUACCCAAGUAUGCUAGCCAGUGCCUCUGAUGAUGGAACUGUACGAAUAUGGGGUCCUACAGAACAGUACCGGGUUAAAAGAAAGCACAGAGGUAAAUCUUCAUGCAGCCAGUCCUCAUCGUGUAAUUCAAGUUCAAAUACAGCUGUCUAGCAUCUAUCACCAAUUAACCUUUACGAACUGACUGGCUGACCAACACUGUGUUCAUAUUUUGAAGAACCAUCUUCAGUUUUGGGCUCUCAUCCUGUGUGUUCAGCUUAUUUUUCACCUAAUAAGGACGUUAAUUUCCUUCUUUUUUAAAACAAGGUUCUGAACAUAUUAAUAUUUUCCAGUUUUUGUUGUUUUUUUUACAAACAGAAAUUCAAAGUGUGAAUAAGUUAAGGAUUAAGCCUCAUUAUUUUUUAAUACAAUUUUCUUUAUAUUAAUCAUUUAAAUCAAUUUUUUCAUAAGAAGAACUUGGAUUAUGAGAAGAAUCAUGUAUACCGAUGAAGUACCGGAGAACUCAAUUGGUAAAAACAACUAUAUCUAUAUAUAUAUAAACACACACACACACACACACACAUAAAAUUUAUUGAUGUAAAGAUAAAAUCAAAUACUUGCAUUAAUUAUUAAGUGUAUGUUAUAAAGCCAGAAUUUGGUUUCUUGGGUAGCAAUUUUUUUUUAUAAAGAGGCAGGUGGUUGUUGUGUUCUAAGUUUAAUUACAUUGUCUUUAUGUAUCGUUUUAUAAUAUUCAGCAGGAAUAUGGACAUUGCAUUAACUGUUUUAAUGAAUUACUUGUGUGAUCGUUGUUAUUUAUGAUUUUAACAUGAUGGUAAAUUUUACAUUUUAUCUCUGUAUAGGGUAACAAAAGUAUCCCUGAAAAAAAAUUGGAGAUACCAUAGAACAACUAGUACCAAUUACAUUGUUCUAUAACUUCUUUCUUCAAGUACAAAUAUGCUAUUAUACAAACCAUUCCCUUCUGUUGGUUCAUUCAGGAAUGUGAUUUAUACUGGUAUUCAUUCAUUGUGUCUAAAACUAAAAGUAUUACAUGCUGUAUCUAGAAACCUAAAAUACAGUUAAUAAACAAUUUAAGUUAGGAUAACAGGUAGAGUUCUAUCUAAAUGUGAGAUUUAAUAUAUUUAGCCCCUGCUCAUAGUUAUCAUUAUUGAAAUAAGAAAGUUACUCUCAAUUUUAUAGAAUUUAUAUUUAUUAAUAAAAAAAUAUUUCUGUGGAAUAUUGAGUUUAAUGAAAUAUAGCUUUUGUUAAAACUCUGAAGUCUUUGUUAGUUUUGUUUCAUAUUAUAAUGAACUCCACCCGAGUCUAUUAAAAAAAAGCCACAUUCUAUAUUUCACAGUUUCAAAGUAUAAACAACUGCAGUAAAUUUUUUGUUCUUUCAAAGUUUGUAGUGCAUACUGGAGAGAUUUACACAUUUUGAUAAAAGUUUAGAAAAAAACUACCUUUACAUUCUAGAUAAAUAUAAAAGAAUAUAUUUUUAUUUCAACCAACAUUUUGCUUUUAUUAUUAACGCUGAUGAAGCCACAAAAGUGAAACGUUGGUUGAAAUAAAAAUGUUCUUUUAUGUUCAUCUGGAGUCUGAAGGUAAUUUUUUCUAAACUUUUAUCAAACUGCAGUAAAGUUACAAUAUGAGUCUUCAGAGACAUGCUCAUUUUUGUGUGUAAUUUUGGAAAUUUGUAAGUCUUUAGGUUAGGAACUUAUUAACUUGGUUCUACUGCCAUUAAUAAAAUUUUGAUUUGAAUGCUGCAGGUACCAUUUUUCAAAUUGGUAAUAUUAACUGAAAGAACACGCAAUAAAAUUAACUUACCAUUUCCUUUCUCCUUUUAAUGCAUUCACUAGAAAUAAUGUUUGGAGUCAUCUUCAGUCAAUAAUCAUUUUUACUUUGGUACGAUACACAACUGGUGCCUUUACUAAUUAAUAGACCAAGUCAUAUAUCAGCAAGGGGGAGGUCAUGUUAAAACUAGCAAAUAUUCUUGGGUUACAGUUAGGUAGACUAUUCAUGUAAAAAUAACAAUGUAAUUUGUUAUGAUUACUUAAUAGUUGUGAAGAUUGGUGAUAUUUCCAUGGAACUGUCAGUUUUCAUAUCUGUCAGAAUUGGUGAAAUUUCAUAGGAUUAUUCAUCUCAAAAUCUAUCAGAAUCAAUACAAUUGACAGUUGAUAUCUAUCAAAAUUGGAGAGAUUGUAUAAAAUUGUUGUGUUACUGAUUGAACUUCCAACUUCAUCAUAGAUGCAAGUCCUUCAGUGCUUGUUAUUGAUACCGAUGUUGUGUAGUACAUGGAUACCAUGUAGUAUCUGUUCUUGUUUGUCAGUUGUUUGUUGUUUUACUGUGUACUUGUAAUGUGGUCUUGAGAGUUUUACAGAUUUUAUUUAUAAAACUUACUGAUCAAGAGUGAAUUAUAAAAUAUCUGGUACUUCAGCAUAGUUCCAAAACCAUGUUUAAAUGUACAAUAGUAGGCUGUUUUUCUACCUUGUCUAACUUGAGAUUUGCAAUGUGCUGUUUUGGGGAUAUUCUGCAGUUCAUAUAAUUCUAUACAAGUACAGAAUGGCCAUUAUAUCUAGCAGUUUGUUUAUAGAUAAUUUCAUAUAGAUCAAAAUUCCUUUUAUAUUAAUAAAAUUAUUUUUAUCUUGUUUUGGUUGCAUAAAGAAUUACUGCUAUUAAAAGGGUGAAGAUCUGUUUAGUUGAGGAAUACAUAGAUAAAAGCUACUAAAUAUUGUAGGUGCAUGUUUUCCUUCAAUAAAAACUACUUGGAAAAUUGUAGCUUGGGUAUGUAGAGAACUAAGUAAACUCUCAAAUAAUUUUAACUACAACAAUUAAAGGUUACUUUUGAAUGUAAAUUGGAAACAUGCCUAUUAGCAGGUGUAAAAAAUAAAUGUAGACUUUUAAUCUUUCUUAAGAACAAAUGUACUGACUUUUUGUGAACUUCAUCAUUCACACUGAACGUGCUCGCCCUUUUAAAUGGGGCAUUAUAAUGUGAUGGUCAAUCCCACUAUUCAUUGGUAAAAGAGUAGCCCAAGAGUUGGCAGUGGCUGGUGUUGACUAGCUGCUUUCUCUCUAGUCUAUCACUGUAAAAUUGUACCCCAGUGGGACAGCGGUAUGUCUUCAGAUUUGCAACACUACAAUCAGGGAUUUGAUUUCCCUCAGUGGACACAGCAGA